GACCCCGCGAACAGUGCACAACUUCACAUCAAACGCAGUGAGGUGUAACACAGUGUAUCACAUGGCGCUAGUACACAGUUAACUUCUUGUUUCUUUUGACGACACAUAAUCGAGUUCGAUCGGUAUUCAAAAUAGAGACGUCUAGAAAAGACGUGCGUGCAAAGCCUACAAGCCCGUCCGAAGACAAUUUUUCCCACCGCAAAACAGUUGGAAAUUUCCUGUUACGACAUCAGGGUUACCCUGAAGUUGAACUGUGGUAACAAACUAGCGAUAGCUCGGAGGACUUGGAUGGGCAAAAUAUUGGUUUUUCUGCGAACAAAAUGUGAAGGAGUUCGGUAACAUGCGACUACCUAAAUGUAAUGCAUAGACUGUAUGCAUGCGUUAUUAUUAGCGGGCGUGUUUUUUCUGUGUACACGUUCAUUCAAUGCAAGCGGUGAACUUUGGAAUCUUGAGGCACAACAAACUCGCCAAUAAACCACCACUCGACUGAGCUGAGAGGAAAACUUUGACGACAAGAUGGCGGAUUACAGAGCCAGAAGGCGUGGCAGGCUCAGUCCCGAGAACAACGGGGAAGCAGAUAAUCUGGACACAUCGCCUGGGUCUUCAUCAAAGUUGGAAGUAGCCGGCGAGAGCCGGGUAGCUGCCCGGCGCAGGGAUCGAGCGGCAGCCGCCGGUGCAGACGCCGGGUCGCCCGGGGAAGCCGAUGCAGACAGCCGCGGUGCGACCGGCGGGGCCGCUGGUGGUGGAGGCCGGAGAUUGAAGGACAAGAAAGGCACGGAAACGUCCAAAUCCGGAAGGUUUGCUCAAAGGAAAACCCGGGAAAAGAGACGGGGCACGGGUGUUGUUGUACUACAGGAUGAAGAUACUACUAACGCUACAGCCAACGUCAAAGCCAACACAGACUACAAUGAGGAAAUUACAAAGAAAGACGAUCACAAUGGAACAACUAAUUCCUAUGAGACCCCCACUCACAGGCGGCAAGCCACGCCCAUCAGGGAUGAUGAAUCAGCCAAUGGCGGUAGUAGCGAAGUCUCCAGGAUACGCUCACGAAGGAGACAUGCCAGGGAGAGAGAGGAAGGAAGCAGCACAAACAGCCCCUCAUCCCCAAGGUCAAUACUACGGAGAGAGGUGGAUGGUAGGUCAGCAGAGGAAUGGAAGAGGAUGUACGAGCGUGAACAUCGGGAGAAUCGACGGCUGACCCGGAGACUACAUGAGUCUGAAGAGAGAAUAGCCCGCUUGGAAGACGAAAUCCAAAUACUGACAGAAGACCUAGAGGUAGUUGACGAGGAGCUGGACCAGUCCAGGGAAGAGAACCGUGCAUUAAACAAGGCAAUGUCUCAACUACGAAGUUAAUUCUUCAUGAUCAUAACCAGCUUCACCUUUUAGG
Molecule: messenger RNA, 1387 nt
Organism: Patiria miniata (bat star)
Lineage: Eukaryota; Metazoa; Echinodermata; Asteroidea; Valvatida; Asterinidae
Exons: 6
Coding region: 517-1353 (278 amino acids)
Biological process (GO): positive regulation of apoptotic process; apoptotic process
Cellular component (GO): cytoplasm
Source: RefSeq, a predicted model, not a curated record